UUUCCACUUCCGGAGAGCUGUCGCCAGCUUGUUUUGGUCCUUGUGGUCAUGUUUCGGACUGUUUUGGGAAGACUGGUGACGGAGACAGUUCGUGUUCCCAGAUAUGUGAAUAAUGCAGCUUUAAUACAGACGUUAAAUCCCGGUUUAGUGUCGGUCAGGAGCUUUUCAGGCGUGAAGGACGAAGAGCAGCAGUCGUUUGACACCUCCCUGCUGGAGUUCCUGGUCUGUCCUCUGUCCAAGAAGCCACUGAGUUAUGAGCCCAAGACCAACGAGCUGAUCAACAAGGAGCUCGGUAUCGUCUACUCGAUCACUGACGGCAUCCCCAACAUGAUCCCUCAGGAAGCCAGACUCCUGGAGAAAGACGCCGACACCUCAACCAAACCAGCGCAAGAUUAG
This is a messenger RNA of Centropristis striata (black sea bass), 396 nucleotides long. Its product is annotated as protein preY, mitochondrial-like. The record is from RefSeq and is a predicted model, not a curated record. NCBI's taxonomy places the organism in Eukaryota, Metazoa, Chordata, Actinopteri, Perciformes, Serranidae. The coding region runs from base 49 to 396 and encodes 115 amino acids. The transcript has 2 exons.